AUGGCGAGGUUAUUGUUCGCGAGUAUUUUAAUUUUAUUUUAUAUAGAAGAUAUAAAAGCUGCAAGAAUAUUAGCGGUAUAUCCAACGCCAUCAAUAAGUCAUCAAUUAGCAUUCAGACCUUUGACCAAUGAGCUAGUAAGAAGAGGACAUGAAGUAACAGUUGUCACCACGGAUCCUGAGUACAAACUAAAAGAAGCACCAAAUAACUUAACAGAAAUAGACGUCCAUGAACUAUCUUACACUAUGUGGCAAAACGUAUUACAUAGUAAAUCUUUUGGAGAAAUUAAAGAUAUCUACACACAAAUGAGUAAAAUAAUUCGACUCAUAAACGAAAUUUUUUAUCUACAAAUUCAAACAAAUGAAAUUCAAGAUAUAAUUAAAAAGAAAAAUGGAGAAUACGAUUUGUUAUUGUUAGAAGCUUGUGUUCAACCUACAUUGGUACUUUCACAUUUGUUUAAAGUGCCAGUUAUCUAUAUUAGUUCUAUGAGUCCGAUGGAGUAUCAUUUGAAACUAAUUGGAGCUGCAACACACCCUCUUUUGUAUCCAUCACAAUUUCAUCAAAGAUUGUACAAUCUCUCAAAAUGGGAGAAGCUUCAUCAAAUGUAUAACCAUUGGUGGCUUGAAAAUGAAUUAUAUCAAAUACAGCAAGAUAACGAUAAAGUGUUGCAGUCCAUGUUCGGUUCUGAUGUUCCGUCUUUAAAUGAUUUAUUUAAUAAUAUACAUAUGAUUUUUUUUAACGUUCAUCCGAUUUGGACCGAAAAUCAACCAGUGCCAUCCAGUGUUAUUUAUAUGGGAGGAAUACACAAGACACCCCCUAGACAACUUCCACAGGACUUACAGCUUUAUUUGGAUUCAUCGAAAAAUGGGGUUAUUUACUUUAGUUUUGGAACAAAUGUUAGUCCAUCUCUUUUGCCUCCUGACAAAAUAGAAAUGUUCGUAAAGGUUUUCUCUCAACUACCAUAUGAUGUUCUGUGGAAGUGGGAUAAGGACGUGUUGCCUGGCAAGACAGAUAACAUUAAAAUAUUCAAAUGGCUUCCACAAUCUGAUCUUCUUCGUCAUUCAAAUAUCAAGCUAUUUAUAACUCAAGGAGGAUUACAGUCUACAGAUGAAGCUAUAAGUGCAGGAGUGCCUCUCAUUGGUAUACCAAUGUUGGGAGACCAAUGGUACAAUGUUGAAAAAUACGCUCUUCAUAAAAUCGGAAUUCGAUUAGACCUGGCUUCGUUAAAUGAAAAUCAAUUCGGGAAUGCAAUCGAAAAAAUCAUCAGUGAUAACAGCUAUCGUGAUAAUAUCGUGCGGUUACGAAUACUUAUGGAAGAUCAACCACAGUCACCGUUGGAGCGAGCGGUCUGGUGGACGGAACACGUGUUACGUCACGGCGGAGCUAAACAUUUGCGUGCAGCUGGCGCUAACAUGUCUUGGGCGGAAUAUUUAGAAUUAGAAUUAGUAUUAAUCGUAGUAAUUUCAAUAUUAAGUCUAUUAUUAAUAUUUUCUUUAUCCAUUUACAUUUUCUGCUACGUUUUCUCGAAGUGUUAUCGUUUACAAAGUAAAGAACAUUUCUUGUGA
Messenger RNA from Nymphalis io (European peacock), 1563 nucleotides. RefSeq names its product UDP-glycosyltransferase UGT5-like. The record is from RefSeq and is a predicted model, not a curated record. Gene Ontology annotation, molecular function: UDP-glycosyltransferase activity. Lineage: Eukaryota; Metazoa; Arthropoda; Insecta; Lepidoptera; Nymphalidae. Bases 1 to 1563 code for a protein of 520 amino acids. The transcript has 5 exons.